Molecule: messenger RNA, 147 nt
Organism: Dentiscutata heterogama
Lineage: Eukaryota; Fungi; Glomeromycota; Glomeromycetes; Diversisporales; Gigasporaceae
Source: the annotation of a GenBank genome assembly
UCUGAAAAAGUAGAACUGCAAUUGCAGAUUCUGCCUAUUGAAAAACAAAUUUUGGAAGCAACUACUACUGAAAGCAAUAGUCUUAUUUCCAAAAUGAAGACUUUAUCAAACCUUUUGGCUACUAUGUAUAGCAAUACUUCAAAUUAA